This is a messenger RNA of Apis florea (little honeybee), 2026 nucleotides long. Its product is annotated as eukaryotic translation initiation factor 2-alpha kinase 1. The record is from RefSeq and is a predicted model, not a curated record. Gene Ontology annotation, molecular function: eukaryotic translation initiation factor 2alpha kinase activity; ATP binding. Gene Ontology annotation, biological process: regulation of translational initiation by eIF2 alpha phosphorylation. Gene Ontology annotation, cellular component: nucleus; cytoplasm. NCBI's taxonomy places the organism in Eukaryota, Metazoa, Arthropoda, Insecta, Hymenoptera, Apidae.
UUGUUUUAUAUUCUCUGAUUUUACUGAACAAAUAUAGUAUAAGACGGACAUAACCGACAUUAUAAUUUAGAAAUCUAUAUUCAGAUUUACAAUAAUACAAGUUUCACUAUAGAAAUGUAACAAAUUUGAAGAUGGAAAAUAAUAAAUCGUCAUUAACUAAUCCUUGGAUACAUUAUCUACUGUAAUUAAGUUAUAAUGGUUUUAUUAUUAGGUAAUGAUGCAAAAUCUACAAUAUGUUUAGACAAUGAAAAUAAAAACAAUGGACAAAUUAUAAGCAUAGUUACAACUUCUACAAGUCUUUUAAUUGAAUCACUUAUACAGCAAUCAUGUAUGUUAUUUGAAGAUGAUUCAGAACGCAGGAAUAAAUUAUAUUUAGCUAUUUGUGAUAGACUUCAUAAAUUAAAAAUAAUUGAUAGUUCUUAUAAUAUGAUUGAAUUGGAACCAUUAAGAGGUCAAUAUCAACAAGCAUUAUAUCACUUAUUUACAGUUGCACGAGCAACAAUUGGUUGUGAAAAUGCAUUACAAAUUCCAAGACCAUUAAUGACAGAAUGGUCUCGUUAUCAUAAAGAAUUUCAAGAAAUAAGUUUUAUUGCAUCUGGAGGAUUUGGUAAUGUUUUUAAAGCUUUAAAUCGUCUUGAUGGUGUAGAAUAUGCUAUUAAAAAGAUAAUAGUACGUUCUAAUAGAAUAAAAAAUAUAAUGCAACAUCUUGAAGAAGUGAAAACUCUUGCUAAAUUAAAUCAUACUAAUAUAGUUUCAUAUAAAGGAGCAUGGAUUGAACCACCAUUAGCUUCAACUGCUAUACCAUGUUUAGUAUCCCCAAAUUAUUCUCAAAACAAAUUAAGUUCUAUUGAAGAUAAACGAAAAAUUGGAUAUAAAUCAUGUAUAAAUCGAUAUUUUAAUUCACAAAGUCAACAGAGCUCUGAUACUGAGAGUCAAAGUCCAAAAGAAAGUGAUGAACAUUAUAUGUCAUUGCAAUAUAAUAAACAAAAAAAUUACGAAUGUGAAAAACAAGUUGUUAUAGAAGAAAAUAUUAAUAAAAAUAUAGAGAAAACUAAUUCAAAUAGUAUAUCUUUUAGAAGUGAUAGUGAACAUCAAAAUAAUAAAAUAAAAAAUAAUAUAAGUUAUAGUGAUGGUAGUAAUUCAAAUGAAGAAUACAGUAAAAAUAAAAUACUUUUACCAUAUAUGUCUCAAAUGAAUAAAAAAUAUACAACAUUAUAUAUUCAAAUGGCUCUUUGUGAAAAAACACUUCAGCAGUGGCUUGAUGAAAGAAUUGAAACAACUCCACAAACAAUAAUCAUUGCUAUAUUAACACAAAUUAUUUAUGGAUUAGAUUACAUACAUUCUCGCCGAAUUGUGCAUCAUGAUAUAAAGCCAAGUAAUAUAUUUAUUUCAACGUCAGGACAAUUACAAAUACAGCUAGGAGAUUUUGGAUUAGCUUGUCCAUUACAAAAAGAAAAUCAUCAUUCAAUUCUUGGAACACAUAUGUAUGCAGCACCAGAACAAUUACAAGGAAAAUGUGAUCCUAAGAGUGAUAUAUAUAGUUUAGGCAUAGUACUUUUAGAAUUAUUAGUACAUACAAGAACUAGUAUGGAAAGAAUUGAAAUAAUUAAUAAUUUGAAAAAAGGACAAAUACCGACUUCAUUAACUGCUACUUAUCCUAAAUGGGCUUAUAUAGUAAGUCAAUUAGUGCAAGAAGAUCCCGAGAAACGACCAUCAACUAAUCAAUUGUUACAAGAUUUAAACGAAGAUAAAGAUAUGAUGAUAACAUGCUUAAAAAAUGACAUCAUUGAAAAGGAAGAUAUAAUUAGAAAGUUACAAAAGAAGAUAUCAAUAUUAGAAAACCAAAUUGUUAAACAUAAUAUAUUGUUACAAGACAUAUAAUUUUAUGUAUUAUUACAUUGCAAGAUAGCGAGUUUUAAAAAAAGAUAUAUAGUAUUAUUUUUUUAUAAAUUAAUUAUAAAACAACAAAAAAAAAGUACUUUUGAAAAGUGCAUUCUCUAAUAAGAAGUAAUAAAAGAACAUUUGU